AUGGCUUCUACGAUCUCUUCAAGACUUCUUCUUAUUCCUCUGCUUGCGAGUUUUUACGUUGUUGUCUGUGCUGCUGGUAACUUCAACCAAGACUUUCAGAUUACAUGGGGAGAUGGUCGUGCAAAAAUACUCAACAACGACAAUCUUCUCACUCUGUCCCUUGACAAAGCCUCCGGCUCUGGAUUCCAGUCCAAUAAUGAAUACUUAUUUGGAAAAAUUGAUAUGCAGCUCAAGCUUGUUCCAGGAAACUCUGCUGGCACCGUCACUGCCUAUUAUCUCUCCUCAAAGGGAUCAACUUGGGAUGAGAUUGACUUCGAAUUCUUAGGAAACCUCAGUGGUGACCCUUAUAUCCUACACACAAAUGUGUUCAGCCAAGGCAAGGGAAACAGAGAGCAACAAUUCUAUCUCUGGUUUGACCCAACCGCAGAUUUCCACACAUAUUCAAUUCUCUGGAAUAGUCAACGCAUUGUCUUUUCAGUGGAUGGUACACCCAUCAGGGAGUUCAAGAAUAUGGAAUCAAUUGGAGUUCCUUUUCCAAAGAACCAGCCAAUGAGGAUAUACUCCAGCCUUUGGAACGCAGAUAAUUGGGCCACAAGGGGUGGACUCAUCAAGACAGAUUGGUCCAAAUCUCCUUUCACAGCAUCCUACAGGAACUUCAAUGACGACAAUGCUUGUGUAUGGAACGGUGGAAAAUCCUCAUGCAAAUCAAAUUCUCCUUCAUCUGCAUCCUGGCAAUCACAAGAGGUGGAUUCAACUGGUCAGCAGAGGCUGCGGUGGGUGCAAAAGAACUACAUGAUUUAUAAUUAUUGUGCUGACAAAAAUAGAUUUCCCCAAGGCCUCCCUCUCGAAUGCUCCCACUCAUAA
Molecule: messenger RNA, 864 nt
Organism: Gastrolobium bilobum
Lineage: Eukaryota; Viridiplantae; Streptophyta; Magnoliopsida; Fabales; Fabaceae
Product: probable xyloglucan endotransglucosylase/hydrolase protein 23
Exons: 3
Coding region: 1-864 (287 amino acids)
Biological process (GO): xyloglucan metabolic process; cell wall biogenesis
Cellular component (GO): cell wall; apoplast
Molecular function (GO): xyloglucan:xyloglucosyl transferase activity; hydrolase activity, hydrolyzing O-glycosyl compounds
Source: RefSeq, a predicted model, not a curated record